AUGCAGAAGAAAAAAGAGCAUCAGAAGACUAAAUCAGAGAAGACUUCUUUGUACGGAAAAGUAAAAAGAUUCUUUUUUGGCACGUCCAAGAGAAAGGCUGUAGCAGAUGCGCCUAAAGACGCACACACUGCAGAAGAAGUCCCGCCUAAAAAAAGGAACACCAAAACACUGCCAUCCUCUUCGGAAGUAAUAGCACUCAAAGACAAUAGGAAACACAAAGACAGUGAGGAUAGCGAGCCUGCCAUGCCACUUGUACAAGAGGAGCAGGCUGCUCCCAUACUAUUGCUGGAAGCGCCUGUCACUACAGAAGUGCCAUUGUUAGAAAACAAAAAAAGUCUGGUAGAAGUACCUGUGCCCACACUAGAGAGCAUUUCUGUAGAAGAGUCAGCUGCCGCAACUGACCAAGCUGUAAUCACUGCCAUUAUGGUAUGCGAAUCUUCAAAGGACUACCCAACCACUGAACACACGCCAGCCACUGUGCCAGUGAAUGGCCCUGUGCUAGUGCAUGAAAACACAGUGAGUCAAGCUGUUAGUGGCAGUAUACAGAGCACAGUAGAGUCAGAUAAGCAGUCUGAGGAGUCUGCUAUUACUGAGCAGCAGAGUGCUCUAAGCAGCCUUCUAUUCUUCAUAAACGAGAUGAAUGAGAUUGCCAUGUGCACAGAUGCAAUGAGUGACAUCACAUACUUCCCGGCUCUAGUCUUCUUCAAUGAAACCAGAAAAGGCAAUAGUAUGCCAGAUGACAUUGUUUCGUCAAACUAUGCAUUUCACAGCCUGGGCAAGUGCCAGCCAGCAAACACAACC
This is a messenger RNA of Nematocida parisii ERTm1, 801 nucleotides long. RefSeq lists its product as uncharacterized. The transcript has a single exon. The record is from RefSeq and is a predicted model, not a curated record. The annotation marks the transcript as partial. Lineage: Eukaryota; Fungi; Microsporidia.